Messenger RNA from Physcomitrium patens, 1937 nucleotides. RefSeq lists its product as uncharacterized. NCBI's taxonomy places the organism in Eukaryota, Viridiplantae, Streptophyta, Bryopsida, Funariales, Funariaceae. Gene Ontology annotation, biological process: lipid A biosynthetic process. Gene Ontology annotation, molecular function: UDP-3-O-acyl-N-acetylglucosamine deacetylase activity. The record is from RefSeq and is a predicted model, not a curated record.
ACCCCACACUUGAUGCCCUUUUACGUCUCCUUGCGUAGGCACCGAACAUCCCUCAUAGAUUUUCGCGCGUGAGCAUGAAUCUGGCGCGUUUAUGUCGAGCAGGAUUUAACGUCGGAAUACCUUAAACCGUGUCAGGCCCUUGAACCAACUCGUAGACUUCGUCAAAAACUGCGCUUGUUAAACAGGCUCGAAGGCGGAUUGAGCACUUGACAUGCGCACGGGUGAGAAUAGUCCAAUCCUUUUUUCUUUCUUUCUAUUUUAUUUUCAAUUUACUCCUCACUAACGAGAUGCAUGUAUGCUUCUCGUAAUCGAUUCCCCAUGGUGAGGGGAGCCGCAAUCCCUCUUCUAUCAGCGAUGCCGUCCAUGCGCAGCCUAAGCUAUUUGGCUGCCAUCGCUGCUUCUUCUUCGUUGUCGUCGUCGUCGUCGUCGUCGCAGCAAAUUGGACGGGCCAGCUCCAGAGUCUCGCACGUUUACCGAGCGUCGCAGCUGCAGCAGACAAUCGCGACGACGGCGACGCGAAUUGGGGUGGGGCUCCACUCUGGGCAGGGAGCUACGGUGAAGCUCGUGCCAGCCAGAGCUAACGAGGGGCGCUAUUUUGUGAAGCUGCACCGCAAGGAGCCAGCGGUGAUUGUGCCCGCAAUCGUGAACAACACCAUCGACACGAGGCUGAGCACAUGCUUGGGGCGGAACGGCUCUACGGUGCGCACGGUGGAGCAUCUCAUGUCCGCAUUGGAGGGUUUAGGGGUAGACAACUGCCGGAUUGAAAUUGAGGGCGGGAAUGAAGUGCCGUUGCUGGACGGCUCGGCGCGGGAGUGGGUCGAGGCGAUUGAGGAAUCUGGCUUGUCCAUUGCAAAAGACUACGCGGGUUUUGGCAGUGCUCGGAAUGCAUAUGUACUCGACUCGCCCAUCACUGUGCACCAGGGGGAUUCGUUUGUAGCGGCGUUUCCGUCGCCCUUCACGCGUCUCACUUACGGUAUCGAUUUCCCCCACGUCCCAGCGAUAGGAUUGCGGUGGUUCUGUUGGACUCCAUCUGGCCCCAGCUCUUACAAGCACGAGGUGGCACCGGCGCGCACCUUCGGCAUUGCGGAACAACUAGAGCAGCUGCGUGCAGCGGGGCUCAUCAAGGGCGGCUCCUUAGACAACGCCCUAGUGUGCAGCACGGAGGAAGGCUGGCUAAACCCUCCUCUCCGCUUCGACGACGAGCCAUGUCGCCAUAAGCUCCUCGACCUCAUUGGCGAUUUAGCAUUGUGCGCCGCACCGGGUCACCCUGGCCUCCCCAUCGCUCACAUCGUCGCCUUCAAGGCCAGUCAUGCUCUUCAUGUCAAAUUCGGCGCCGCUCUUCUUCAACACCAGAUGAAACUUCACAACCUUGUCCAAGUCUGAGCAUCACUUCAUCACACAACCCGUGAGCUUGCAUCGGAAUCGACCCCAAUUUCGAGGUUUCGUGGACGGUAAGCUUCAUAAAUUUCACCAGAUAACACUGAUCCGGCAACGAUGUGUAGCUGGAAUGAUUCGGUGAGCUCCACCGUUUCUUAAACCCUUGCUCGAGGCAAUCCGGUGUGCACAGUGUCUCUCCGCCUGCCUCCCUUAACCAGGCGCAAGACAAGCUUAGGGCUGAAUUCCUGUGAUAUUUUAUUUUUUAAAAAUUUUGUGCCAUAAAUGUUGCAGUUUUAGAGAUGGGUCCCUCGUAAUUUGGUGUGUUCGGCGCUAGUUCGAAGUGGCGUUCACAGUUAUGCAAUCUUUUUUUCAUACCAUGGUAGGGGAUUGUGCGGCAUGGAGCUCCAAAGAUGCUCAUUCAGGUUGAGGAUGAGUGUUUUUUCUUUGGUUGUGUGGGUCGUUGCCUGUUCUGAGUGACCGAGGAUUGAAGAAUUGUUCGUUCACUUUUCUCAAGUAAGAGUUUGUUUUUUAUUUUAAUUCAAUUCCUCUGUUUGUUAGUU